Molecule: messenger RNA, 4709 nt
Organism: Astyanax mexicanus (Mexican tetra)
Lineage: Eukaryota; Metazoa; Chordata; Actinopteri; Characiformes; Acestrorhamphidae
Gene: nbl1
Product: NBL1, DAN family BMP antagonist
Exons: 4
Coding region: 215-787 (190 amino acids)
Biological process (GO): animal organ morphogenesis
Molecular function (GO): BMP binding; receptor ligand activity
Source: RefSeq, a predicted model, not a curated record
CCAGUUACAGCGCAGUACUCAACAUAGCCAAUCACAGAGAAGGAGGGCGGGGUCUGCCCGAAAACGGGUGCGGAAGAAACCUCGGAACUUUUUCGGCGUUAAGGGGAGGGGCGCGCGGCGUGCAUGCGCGCGCGCGUGUGUGUGUGCGCUCGGUUUCACGGAGCAAGCUCGAGCCGAUUGUUUGCUCGGCUCUUUUGAUCUGAACGGUGCAGCGAUGUGUUCCCGGGCGCUGGGUGUGUGUGUGUGUGUGUGUGUGCUGCUCUCUGUGUGUUUCGCCGCUCCGCCUGCACACAUCAACCGCCUGGCACUGUUCCCUGACAAGAGCGCCUGGUGUGAGGCCAAGAACAUCACACAGAUCGUCGGGCACACGGGCUGCCAGCCACGAUCCAUCCAGAACAGGGCGUGUUUAGGACAGUGUUUUAGCUACAGUGUGCCGAACACUUUCCCCCAGUCCACAGAGUCUCUGGUGCACUGUGACUCCUGCAUGCCCGCUCAGACACAGUGGGAGGUGGUGACUCUGGAGUGUCCGGGCAGUGCGGAUACGCCGCGGGUGGAUAAGCUGGUGGAGCGAAUCCUGCACUGCAGCUGUCAGUCCUGCAGUAAGGAGAGCGGUCAGGAGGGGGCGCUAAUGCAGCUUUUCCCCGCAGAGGGCGCCGCCGAGUCCCCGUCUACGUCUGACACACAACGCACACACACACACUCACACUCCCACACGGACCCGCACCCUCAGCACACUCACACACACUCCGAGCCACACCCGCACACACACACACCUGAGGGAGGAUGAUGGGUAAAAUCCAGCCCCGCCCACUUUCAUCCACGUUGAUUCCUUUAGCGAGCUGACCGGCAAAAGUUUGCGGACACCUUGAAUUGAUAUUCUAUUGGUGAUUUUCUAAUAUGUUUCUUUCUCAGUUCAGUGAAAAUAUACUUAAUUUAACAGCUAGGACACUAGGGGGAGCUAGAGCUAGCUAGCCUGGGAAUGCACUUACCGUAAAAACGAAUUAAAAACAGCUAUUUGUUAAAUUAUCCAUUACAAUUAAACACACUGUCUCUUAGAUAGAGUUAGAUAUAUGUAGAUGGAUAUAGAUAGAUAUAUGAAAAUGAGCUCUGUUCUGAUUGGAUGCAUUAUAUUGCUCAACAUUCUGAUUGUCCAUCAGCUUAAUUGUCCACAACCUUUGAUAAGAUGAAAUCGAGAUGCUUUGUUUUAAUUUUUUGCUACACAUUUCAAACAAAGUAUUUUCUACUUUGUAAUGUUGCCAUUUUUUCCUCAAAACAUGUAAAAGACAAAACAAAUGCAGCUUGAAAAUCCCUGUAAAAUAUUCUUUCUUUUUAGUCCUGAAAGCAAAACACAAAACUUAAAACCUUAAAGGGGCACUGAACCCCUUGAUUUUUGCUGACUUUACCCUCAGCUCAAAUUUGAAAAAUGCAAAAAAAAAAAUUUGAGAGGGCUAGUUUGAGACGGGCACUGGGUGAUGUAUGGGUUUAGAGGCGGAGCAGGAGGGAGAGCUGAUUGGCUGAGCUGCAGCAGCAGCGCCUCUGAUAGUGGUGAGACACAGAUGUUUGGAUGUCAGCAGGGGGGCGGUGUUACUGAUUGAUUGAUUUGCAUAUUGUGAUGAGGUGUCUGUGUACCAAAGUACUCAGACACAUCAUCCUCGCCUAUAGCACAGCUGAAUCUGAGAGGAGCUGCAGAGGCACAAAUAACCACAGUUAAAGCGUUUUUUAAAGGUUAGAAAAUGUUUAUAAAAUUUCAAGCAGCUCUUUAUUGCCCAAUACUAAAAUUUUUUAGAAUAGCCUGUAGGGUUAGAAAUGCAUUAAAUUAUGUAUAUUUACAAAUAAAUAAAGUUGAGCAGAUAAAACAAAUAAAAACUAAUUAUUUUUUGAGUUUGAGCUUAAAGCCAAAGUAACAUGGCUAUAAAAAGGGGUGGCUGUAAUGUGUAUUGACCUAUUGUAGGUUUGGUUUUGGGUUUUUGCUUUUUAAUGCAUUAUUUGGGUGCAUUGUUAUUAUUAUCAUUAAUUUUAUUUCAUUUUUUUAUUUAGUUUUAACAAAUUUCACCUUAUAAACCCCAAAUCACUCGAGGUAAAGAGGCUUUUAGAAGACCAGCAAUGAGAAAUCAUGAUUUCUAUGGAUUAAAGGACAGAAAUGUUUAUUUUUUUGGGUGGUUUAAAGGGUCGCUAUGGUACAUUUUUGCAAAAUUGUUAAACACAUUAUAAAAGCUUGGUGUCCACAAACUUUUGACGGCCGUGGGAAUCCUGCUGAUUUCCUCCACUCCUCCUUUUCUCUUUUAGCAUUGCGCUAAACACACAUUCCUUUUAUUACUGUUUAUUUUUUCUCUAUCUUUAAUCUUUCUUUCUUUGUUCUAUCGUUUCAUUCUCUCUCUUUAUUUCUCUUUCUUUCUCUUUAUACCUUCCCCCGUCUCUCUCUCUCUCUCUCUCUCUCUCUCUCUCGCUUGGCGAAUUUAAAGCACUUUUAAAAAUAGCACUCUUCUUUAGGAGAAACCUUCUGCACCAUACUGACCAAUCACAAGCUGUCUCUGCUCGCUGCUGACCAAUCAGAGCCCUCCUGUGCUCUCAGUGGGGGGGUAAGCUGGAAUGACAUGCCUUAAGUAGUGCACACACACACACACACACACACACUCCUACAGAGUAGAGCGGUGGUGGACGAAGUACAGUGAAAGUAGAGGAGUGUUCCCUGAAUUAUAUCCCAUAAUACUUAACACUAAAUCUAAUAUUCCUCAAUAUUCCAUCAAAUCUUUCAAAAAUAAUGUUAUUAUGGUAUAAAAGUCGACCUGUAUGUGAUUAUAUGGACUUAAUAGAAUAAACACUUUGAUAAAACUAUCCAGCUAACAUUAUUGUGGCAACUUUUGGUUAGUUAAACGUUUUCUGAAUGUUACAUUUAACAUUCUUAGAACGUUCAAUAAGUUAUGUUUUCUGUAUCUUCUUAGAAAGUUCUGGUAACGUCGCUGCAACGUCACUUGAGUCAGUGUUUUCAUUUUUAGUUUUGUAGGGAAUGUUACUUUUAAUGUUAACGUUUCCAAAAUGUGAAAAAAUUUAAUUUCACUUCUACUCAGUGAUAAAACUCCUGCAUCCGGACUGCAAUUGAAAUGUUUUUUUUCCUUUUUCUGUCACGUGACAUCACGUUCAGUAGCUCCUCCAUUUCCACUCAAUGUUGUGUUUUUAGCAUGGAUCUCCAUGGAAACGUGCUCCCAAGGUGUAAUAACAGUGCGCCGCAGUGGACAAAUAGCUAUUUUAUUAAACGAGAGGAGACGAAACUCAAAGAUCUAAAAUCACAGAGGAUAAAAACCCCCAUAAAAGAGAAAAUUACCACAGAACACCUGAGAAACUACUGCAAUCCUAUCCAGAUUAGGGCUUUAGACAAUACAAUAAAAACAAUAGAAUAGUGCCAUAAACAAUAGAAUUGAUAAUUGGAUAAACAUUUUUAGGGUACAGCCCCCAGUACAGUGUUUAAUAAUCUUUAUAAUACUUUUAUAUUGCUUUUAUAUUAAUAUAAGCUGCCUAAUUCACUCACUCUCUGUGUGAAAGCUGUGAUACCUCUCACAGGGCUUCAUCUCUCAUAAGAGCUCAUUAAAUCACUCCAGUGUGAACGUUAAUUAACACUAUGAUGAAAGGUCAACAUGCAGGUGAAUUACACAGAGCUGAGUGGCUGUGAAAUAAACAGGUAAACACUGUAUACGGCUCUCUUCAGAUAGCUAACGGCUAUAAUUAGACUAUUAGAGCGUUAGCCUAUUAGCUUCAGCGAAUUUUCACAAAACCAAACAGAUGGGUUCUUCUAUAAAAGAUUCUUGGUACCACUUUAAAAUAAGACUACCUUUAUAAAGGGUAUAUCGUUAGUUUAUUAAUGGUUACUAAUUAGGUUGUAAAUGCCUUAAAAAUCAUUAAUAAUCAGUUAUAACACAUACGUUGAAAUAUAGAUGGCUGUGGGUUCACUAUUUGGCAAACAACAGGUCAUUGUUGCCGCUUCUACGUGUAUGUUAUAACUGAUUAUUAAUGAUUUUAAGGCAUUUACAACCUAAUUAGUAACCAUUAAUAAACUAAUUGUAAAUCAUCUAUAAACCCUUUAUAAAGGUAGUCUUAUUUUAAAAUGGUACCAGAUUCUUUCUAUGAAAUACAGUUUUUAAGAUCAUUAGCCCUGUCACUGAUGAUUCGCAGAAUAAAACUACAAAAUCUGGACCUAUGGGAGAGAGAAGGAAGGGUUUGGGCCAGUUAGCUGUGAUGCUAACAACUGGUCCCAACAGGAUUAGAGCCACAAUGCUAACAGAUACCAUUGCUCAGCUUGGCAAGGUUGGAACAGGUUAGCUGUGAUGCUAACAGCAGACCUCUGCAGGGGUUUAGCUGCAAUGCUAACAGACACAUCUGCUAUCUUAUUUGAUCUAAUAAGGUACUUUUGGGUACUCCUGUCCACCACUGCCAACACACACACACACACAUCCACACACACUUCCACUAAUUUCUAUUGAAAAUGCUGAACAUACACUUGAGUAUUAAGAGAUAUGUAUGAAUAUAUAUGAUCACCCAUGAAUGCACACACAAUCUAAACCUCUCUAUCUCUCUCUUUCACACACACACACACACACACACACACACACACACACACACACACACACACACAGACACUCUCUCUGUGGCUUAAUUAUUGAAGCUGUAUGUCACCAAUGUAUGCCUCUGUAAACACAAUAAAUACUUUAAUCAAA